Indicator indicator is the source of this 2367-nucleotide messenger RNA. RefSeq names its product dynein axonemal assembly factor 2 (gene DNAAF2). Gene Ontology annotation, cellular component: cytoplasm. Bases 1 to 2367 code for a protein of 788 amino acids. Gene Ontology annotation, biological process: axonemal dynein complex assembly. The record is from RefSeq and is a predicted model, not a curated record. NCBI's taxonomy places the organism in Eukaryota, Metazoa, Chordata, Aves, Piciformes, Indicatoridae. The transcript is spliced from 3 exons.
AUGGCGGCCACGGGGCGGCUGGAGGACCUGGAGCUCAGCUCCGAGGAGGCAGAGCGGCUCCAGCGGGCUUUUCGCGAUGAGAAGUUUCGGGCGCUCUUCGCCGAGUACGCGGCGGAGCUGGCCGACCCGGAGCAGCGGCGGUUGUACGAGGAGGAGGUGGCGGCUCUGGAGCGGGAACGCGGCAUGGAGGUGCGCUUCGUUCACCCCGCAGCGGGCUACGUACUGCGAACCAGCCAGGCCGGCUCCCGCCGCUGCUACCUCAACGUCUGCAGCAACCCGCACGUCGGGGCGCCUCAGGCUCGCCCCGAGCCCGGCGGCCACCGCUGGGCCCUGCCCUACAGCUUGGCGCCGGGCCGUGAGGAGCUGGGUCGCGGCGGCCAACGCCGCCUGAUCUACGACGUGGUUUUCCACCCGGCCGCUCUCCGCCUGGCUGCCCGCAGCGCCGGCUUCCGCCGCUUGCUCAGCGACACGGCGCUGGAGGCCGUGGAACGCCAUUGCUCCGUGCAGCUCGACCGCGCCAACGCCACCGUCCUCCGCGGCACCAAGUAUAAGGGUGUCCCGCAGGCCCCCAUCAUCCGCACCCCCCUGCCCGGCGGUGCUCCGCCACCGCCCGCUGACGGUGACUCCCUGCUGCCGCCCUUCCCUUUUCCGCCCACAACUCCACCCCCGCCCGCCACCGCCCCCUCGGUGGCCCAGCCCUCCGGUCCCACCACGCCGCGCUGGAGCAUCCGGCACCGCUCCUAUGUUGACCUGCAAGACUACCGGUACUGCCGCGACUCUGCGCCCAGCCCGGUGCCGAGGGAGCUGGUGGUGACGGUGGAGCUGCCGCUACUCCGUUCUGCCGCUGAAGCUACACUGGAGAUCCGCGACCGAGAGCUACGCCUCGACUCGCAGCGUCCCGCCUACCGCCUGCGUCUCCGCCUCCCUUACGACGUGGACGAGAACGGCGGGCGGGCUUCCUUCAACAAAGUGCAGCGGCAGCUUCUGGUCACGCUGCCCGUGGUGCGGCGGCCCGCCCCUCCGGAAGUGCUAGGACCGGGUGAACCGCUGGAGGAGGCCGAGCCCGGUGCGGAGGGGCUGGGCAGGGAGCCGUUGGAGGAGGCUGAGCUCCGUGCAGAGGGGCCGGGCGAACCGGCGGCGGCUGAGGCAGGCUGUGAAGUGGCUCUUCCCAUGGGUCCUAUUGGCGACGGGGAGUCCGACGAGCCAUCCCCGGCUGGGGACCCGCCAUCGCCCCUUUCUGGCGCCGCUUUCCGUGGCCCCGAGGAGGCCUCUCCCAGCGGGGAACCCCCUCUGUGCACUGUCGAGAGCCCGGACCCCGGUGACACGAAUUUUCCCCGGGGCUCUGGCAGCGCUGAGGCCGCCACGUGCCCGCCCUUCCAGUGCCGGCAGGAUGAGGCCUCUCUCCUCCUGCUCCUGCAUGUGCCUGGCAUCCAGGCCCAGAGCCUCAAUGGGCAAGUGGGCACGAACCACUACAGCCUCUGCUUCUCCAGUGACACUGGUGCCUAUGCCCUCUUCUUACAGUUCCCUCCCCCAAACAUGCUGGUGUCCCCCGAGACCAGCGUUAAUGUGUCUGCUCACAAUGCUGCCAUCGGGCUCACCAAGGCCCCGGGCAACACCGGGCCCUGGGAGAAGUUCUACUUCGGCCUUGAUGCCUCCACUUUACAGGAAAGACUGUUUGUCAGCGAAGAAAACAUCGAUGGAUUUCUAGACACUGUGCUGUGCCCUUCCUUUUGCUCCCAAUCAGCACUGGAAAGUCAGCCGUUAAUUGAAGCCCUUGAUUUUACUGAGGACAGGAUUCAAAUCAGGUUGAAGCCGCAGGAAGCAGCCCACUCUGACCAGGAUGGAACAGGAACAACACUCAGCUCAGGAGGAGAUCCUGCUGAAGAGCCAAACAGCAAGUGCCCCCAGACAAAGGUAGAAACAAAUUGUACCACAGCUGAGACAGGCAAAGGAGAACAUGCUGCAGGAAUCAGCACCAUUUCCACGCCUUCUGCAGCAGCUGAAACAAUGGGAAAAGUAGGUUGUAGUUCACACCAUUGUUUGCAGCGUGAAGCUUCUGACAUGCGUUCAGCAACUCCUGACCAGUCUACGAGAGAGGAACCAGAUUUAAAUGGUGCUGUGGAAGUGGGUGAAGCUGUGGUGGCCACAGGUCCUGACAACCAAGCAGGAGGGCAGGUAGAAGGGGAUGGGGAUAGAGAUGGAGAGGCUGCACCCUCAGGAUUAACACAGGGGAAUCAGCACAACCGAGCAUCCUCCCCAGCCUUGCGAGAGGUCAACACAGAGGAUGGGAGCGUGCAGGUCGUUAGGGUCCAUGCAAGGCGCUGCCCAUUCAUGUUUCAGAAUGAUUUCCUGUAUGAUUUGGACUAG